Molecule: messenger RNA, 924 nt
Organism: Coffea arabica (coffee)
Lineage: Eukaryota; Viridiplantae; Streptophyta; Magnoliopsida; Gentianales; Rubiaceae
Source: RefSeq, a predicted model, not a curated record
AUGGUUAGAAUUAGGGGAGGAUCUACUAGUGCCGGACGGUCUUUUAGGCUUAGGGAUGAAGACAUUGAAGUUGUUGAUCCACCUCCUGUGACACCUAAAAAGAAGAAAGUGACCCGUGGUGGCAAAGUGAAGCAGACUGCUCGAAGAAAAUUGGUUACUCCAACUGCUGAAUCAUCUGAUGAACAAACGGAAGAGCAGAUCUCUGAAGGGAACAUUGCUGGUGGAAAUGAGGAACCAGAGCAGGCUACCCAAGGUGAUGAAACUCAGAAUGAAGAAAACACUACUGAGAAUCAGCCAACACCUGAACCCUCCAUCAGGAAGUCUCCAAGGACAAGGACUGAGACUCAAAAUGUUGGUGCAUCUGUCACCCAAACCUCAAAAAGGACACGUUCUGGGAAGAAUCCAGUAUCUCAGCCUGAACCUGAACCUGUUCCUCUACCAAAGUUCAUCGAUGAUGAAGCCAGAGAUAGAUUUGAGCUAGUCUCUCAGAAAGGGUUCAUCACCCAAAGGCUCAUCAUUCCCUUUGAAUUUCGCCAUUGGUGCUAUAAGGAAACUGUUGCUGAGUCUAGAAGGAAGAAUUUUCAUGAAACCCCUGUCACUCCUAGGACCCCUCGUGAUCAGUCAGACCUUAUCUCUCCUUUCACCAUUCAUCCUAGGAAGUCUGCUAGCAGAUCCUUUGCAUCCAAUUCUGAAGUCAUUUCCUUGCUUGAAGACCUCAAGCAGCAUGUCUUGCUUGUUGAAGAAGGACCAACUACUAGUGCUGAGACUACACGAGCUUCUAGUUCUCAACCCAAGGAUAAAGGCAAGGCUCCAGCAACUGAGGAAUCAGAUGAAGAUGGUGAUGAAGAAACUGAAGAAGAAGAGGAUCCUGAACAGUAUCGUCUGGCAAGGAGAAGGCCUGGAUCAUCUAAAAUCACCAUCUAG